Molecule: messenger RNA, 1486 nt
Organism: Carassius auratus (goldfish)
Lineage: Eukaryota; Metazoa; Chordata; Actinopteri; Cypriniformes; Cyprinidae
Exons: 5
Coding region: 72-1064 (330 amino acids)
Biological process (GO): DNA recombination; DNA integration
Molecular function (GO): DNA binding
Source: RefSeq, a predicted model, not a curated record
CCCUCCGAAAUUUGAGUGAAGCAAAAUGGAACUCUCCACAACUUCUUCCCUUUGCUGAAGACGUGAAGAAAAUGCACCAGUAUCUAGACAGCCAAAGUAAUGAAUAUCUGACAAAACUUGAAGAACAACCAAGUAUCAAGCACUGGGCAGAACUUGCGAAGGUUACACUCUGUCAGGUGAUACUUUUUAAUCGUAGAAGGGAAGGAGAGGUAUCCAAGAUGUCCCUUAAUUCUUUUAUAUUGAGGGACACCUCCUCAACUCAUCCAGAUGUAGAGCUUGCUUUAUCAGACCUCGAGAAGUCACUUUGCAAGUAUUUCCAGAGGAUUGAAAUAAGAGGCAAACGUGGACGAAAGGUCCCCAUUCUUCUCACACCAGAUAUGGUGACAUCGAUGGAGUUGCUUGUCAAGACUCGCCGUAACUGUGAUGUGCUCGAUGAGAACGUAUUCAUGUUUGGAAGACCACAAGCACUCAGUCACUUCAGAGGAUCAGAUGUUAUUCGUCAGAUCGCUCGAAGCUGUGGAGCCAAACACCCAGCAGCGUUAUCCUCCACAAGACUGAGGAAGCACAUGGCCACCAUGUCCAAGGUCCUUAACUUAAAGGACAAUGAAAUGGAUGACCUUGCUGACUUCCUAGGGCAUGACAUCAGGGUCCAUCGACAGUACUAUCGGCUGCCUGAAGGAACAUUACAGCUGGCCAAGAUAAGUAAAAUUCUUAUGGCCAUGGAACGAGGACAGCUAUCUGAAUUCAAAGGAAGGAAUCUCGAUGAGAUCCAGAUUGAUCCACAAGAGAGAGUACUAAUGGACAGUGAUGGAUCAGAAUCUGAGAACGAGAAAGAAAUUACAGAAAAUGAUGCUUCAGAUUCACCUUCAAAUUCAUCUGACAAAUCCAAGAAGUCCACUGCUGGAGUUGAACAACUCAAAAAUCAACAACCUCCAAAAGGCAAGAAUGAUAAACUACAGUUGAAUGGCAAGGACUUGGAGGAACCGCACAAAACAAAGAGAUCUUCACAAACUCACGCAGAAAGUGGUCUACAGAGGAGAUUGAGGCUGUGGAGAAGACUCUGAUGGACUGCAUCAGGUCAGGAAAGGUUCCUGGGAAAGCUCAGUGCAUGGAGUGCAUGGAAAGCUCCCCAGCAGCACUUCAAGGGAGAAGCUGGGAGGGGGUGAAAUUUUAUGUUAAGAAUUGUAUUGAUUCAUUAAAGCGAAAAAUGUAAAAGCAAAGGUGGAAAGGCCUUCACCUAGAUGUUUUUCCUGUUUGUUAAAGGCAACAUGUUAAAAAUGUGUUUGCUUACGAAACUAAUUUCAGUAUAUUUAUAGAUCUUUCAAAUUAACACUGACAAGUUAAAUAAGUGUUUAAUUGAAUUAAGAAGUCAGUUUUGUGUUGAGUUCUUGAAUUCAAAAAGACAGGUAAAUGUGAACAAUUGCUGAAGCUCUUUUUUGCACAUUUUUAUUCAUAUGCAGCCUGUUGCAUAUUGUGCAAGUAAUAU